Molecule: messenger RNA, 19038 nt
Organism: Sus scrofa (pig)
Lineage: Eukaryota; Metazoa; Chordata; Mammalia; Artiodactyla; Suidae
Source: RefSeq, a predicted model, not a curated record
ACGGAGGAGGGUAGAGAAAGGAGGUGGUUUCCAGAAAAGGCUGAGUGUUGUUUCCAAAGACAGAGUCAGCAGAUUUGAAUUGGGAGUAGCACUCCUACCCCACUCCAUUCCCACUCAUGAAACCACAAGUGAAUCUGACACACACACACACACACACACACACACACACACACACACACACACCUCCCGCGCACACACACAGGUUAACAAAGAAUUCAUAAAUCAAUACCCAUCCUAAACACCCUGUCCUAAUGCAGACAGUUCCAAGGAAGUCAGCAUUGGCUAACUGGGCCAAAAGGCAGAAGGAGGCACAGAGUUGGAUGUAAGAAACCCCGUGAGCGAUGGCCUUGACAUCUGACUGCGUGUUGCAUUGUUAGAGUCUCGGGGUAUAAAGGAAAUGAGGGAGAGGUAGGAGAUGCAGAGCUCAUCACAACUCGGAAUGAGAUUUGGAGAGAGAGGGAAAGAGAGGUCUAAGUACACAGAAGCCAUAGAGGAGAAAAAUGCCCCCAGUCUGGAAUUAUAACUUGUUCCUGUGAUGAAGAGUCAAAAAGCCCCUGUGUGGAUCGAUGAAUCUAGGAAAGAAGCCCUGGAAGAGAGGGAGUGCACCGGGAGCCCUGGGGGAGAGUCUGGCUAUAAUAAGAAAGGCCAGGACAGCUGGAGAAGGGGCUGGUGGGCGGAGGCCUGCAGGGAGGACAGUGGCGGCUGGAUGCAGUGUCAGCCGCCGCCAUGGACUUGGGCAGCUCAUAUUUUGCAGCAGGCGACAGGCUGUCGACACGGCGGUCCUUUACCUCACCGUUAGAAACUCAUUUCAUUGAUUUUUCCAUCUUUCUUCUCUGGCUUCUCAGUCAUCCCACCACUCACUUUUCCAGAGCCCCUUGCCUCUCUGAGGAAAGCCCCAGGGGACCGCUUGCCCACUCCUCCUCUACCCCAGGCUGGGAAGACUUGGGGUGAAGGAUUCAGAGGUGCCUCUCAGCACCCUGAGGUAAUCCCAUUGGCUCUUAGUGUCCCCCUCUUGCAGGCACUUGUGCGGAGACAGGGCCUCUGUGUCCAGGUGUUUAGGGUGCCCAGUUAAGGGGUGAUAGGGCUGAGAUCCAUCUGCUCUUCAUACUACUGCCCUGCGGGCUGCACAUACCUAGAAGAAGAUAACUUUUCUUAAUUCUUUCCAAGACAGCUCGGCACCCUUCAAUAUUCAAAGUCAAAUGAGCUCCCACUGUGGUGCAGUGGGUUAAGGAUCUGGUGUUGUCUCUUGCAGCGGCUCCAGUCACUCCUGAGGCUCGGGUUCAAUCCCCGGCCUGGCAUAGUGGGUUAAGGAUCCAGCAUUGCUGCAGCAUGGGUCACAGCUGCAGCUCGGAUUUAGUCCCUGCCCCUGAACUUAUAUAUGCUAUGGGUGUGCCCCUCCUGCCAAAAAAAUGAGAGAACAGGGACUGCCUUUGUAUUGGGGCAGAAAUGUGGCAUUGAAGCUAAGGUUCCAGGCUUGGGAUCACAGCAGGGCCACCCACUGAACCGGUGCUGGCACAGGGGCCUGUGCAAUUAGAAGGCUACGCAGAAGUAGCAAGCGCCCCCUGUGGAGGGAAGAGGGCGUACAUAUGCAGCUUCUGGUCCUGUGUAGCGUGUUGCUGUGCAGAGCUGUGGGCAGAGGUGGGUAAAGAAAUGCUCACUCCACAUGUGGACAUUUCCCUGAUGCCUCCUCCAGUCGCAGCCAGCUACCCUCGAUCUGUCCCUUUGGGGCUGGGAGUGGGCUAAAGGUCAAGAGUCAAUUGCCAGUCAUUUGGCUUCUCAGUGACGGAGGGACAGGAGUGUUAGAUUGUGUUUCCCUAAGGAACUGAUGGGCUAAACGCCGUUUCCAUCCUCAAGUUUUUCCUUCCUGUUUUGGUGAUGAUCCUGGCACCGCCCACCCCCACCCCACCCCAAGUCUCAAGCCCAAGGCCCAUCCUACUUUUCCUCUGGCCUUGGGAAAAUUGUUUCACUUGGUCUAGCAUGCCUCAGGUCUCCAGAUGUCUAAGCCUAGAUUCUGCUGCUUCCUUUGAGUGGUGUGUGCCUAGCACCCCAUGGCAGUUAUCUUCCUUACUAUCCAGCCAAUUCCAUAUUCUGUAUCACUUUUCCUGCUUGGACCACAAACUCCUCCUGCCUCCCAUCCCCACCAGCUUCAUCAGGCUACGUGGUUUUCAAAACCUAGAGAUAGAUUCUAAUGCUCUGGGAAGGGAGUGUGCUUGAGGUUAGGAAGAGGGAAGACCAGGGACGGCCAAGACACGGGUUCCAGGAUGGCUGGGGCUGGGAGGACGCGGGGUGGGGGGUGGGGGGACGGAAACCAGCUGAAUCGGACGAGAAGGAGGGAGGGAGUCAGAGGUAAAAACCAUGUGACUUCGAGCCGGCCGAGAGCCCGAGAGAAGGCCACAAUUUGAAUGAAAAAGGAAGGAGGGCGGGAGGCAGAGGCAGAGACUGCGGGAACUAAGAAACGGAAGAGAAAACCCGGGAGCCUGACCCCUGCAGAGAAAUGAAGGAGGGAGGCCGAGCGGUGGCGGGAGAGGCUCGAGGCGGAAAAGGCCGGCGGCCGGCUCAGCCUCCUUGUCAGUCCUGAGUUCAAGCCGUGCCGGCUUUGACCCUUGUGGGAGGAACUGAAGUGGCAAAUUAACGACGAUAAUGAAGUCACUGCUCCUUGUUUGUCUUUGCUGGUUUCCCCUUGAGAUUUGUCCUUUGGCCAGACGGGGCACCGUGGGGGAGGGGAGGGCCGGCAGCAGGCAAGGGCGGGGGAGGGGUGCGGAGCAGAGGCCGGGGCGGUGCAGUCGCGGGGGACCGACGCACCCGGGGAAGGAAGAGGGAGGGUGAUGGGUGAAGGGAAGAGGAAGCCAGGGAAGGGGAGAGAGGCGCCGAAGGACGAGGAGGGAAAAGAACAAUGGGGAACGGGAGAGGGAAGCCUGGAAGGAGGAGCAGAGUAGCAGGAAGGAGUGCAGCGGCGGCACAGGGAGAUGGCGAGCUGGAGGGAAGGAACGUGGCCGGGGCUGCGGGCGCUGCAGCUGGCGGGGCCGGGGGCGGGGCCUCAUCUCCAUCUCUAAUGGCUGUGAAAUGAGGUUAGCUCCAUUAGAGGCGGUGAGAGUGUAACGAGAUCACACUCAUUAGGGCUGGGCCAUCCCAGUAAUUACCACCACCCAAACACGCCCGCGCCAGCCAGGCCACCGAGCACAAACAGGCACGCGGCAGCACACCCGCACAGGACACCCCGCUGUUGACCUGGAAGCCCAGGACCCUUGCGGGUAUCACCCAGAGCCUCCGAGAGCUCCUUCCGCAACCCCGAGAGGUGCUGGGGCAGGGCUACACCCAGACCCUCAGCCACACACACGAUCAAAGAGCAAUAAACAUGCACGUACACCCCCACUCUGGGAAUAAGACACGUGGAUGAGCAAUUAUCGUUUCCAUUUAUUGAUCACAUACAAAGUGCCAGUCUCAAUAAUGAUCGUCUCAGUAGGCACAGCUCCAUGAGGAACUAUGCCCCAUUCUAUUCAUGAAGAAACAAGCUUGAAGCAAUCCACCCGAGGACAUUUACAUAAUAGGGAACAGAACUAGAAUUUGAUUCCAGGUCUGUCUGACCUUAAAGGCUAUGUUUUAAAGAAAUACCACACUUUUUUCUGAAGUUCAUAUGCUGUUAUGAAUACACAUGUAUAGACUUUCAGCUUUCAGAGAGGUUAUCACAAAUGAAUAUACAUAUCCUCAGUCGAAUAACUCAAUCAGCAGUACCUAUCUCCACCCCACACCCAAGCACACACACUUACACGGAGUGGCCAGGGCCCCUGCAUAGACUACAGUGUGAAUAGCGCCCCCUGGAGCUGCAUAAAGCAAUGGCCUGUUCUGGCCCAUCUUACACUAAAAAACCAGUUGGGAGAAGGUCGUUGAAAACCUUCAAACUUAGAGGAUAGCAUGACAGCACAUAUGCUCAAAGCAACACACAAAAGGGCAGACUAACACUCAAACUCUGAGAUCUCGGGAGUUCUCGUCGUGGUUCAGAAGAGACAAAUCUGACUGGUAUCCAUGAGGACACGGCUUCGAUUCCCAGCCUCUCUCAGGGGGCUAAGGCUCUGGCAUUGCCAUGAGCUGUGGUGCGGGUCGCAGACACAGCUCGGAUCUGGCGUGGCUGUGGCUGUGGUGUAGCUUGGCAGCUACAGCUCUGAUUCGAACCCUAGCCUGGGAACCUCCAUAUGCUGUGGGUGUGGCCCUAAGAGACAGGGAAAAAAAAAACCCAAACCCUCUAAGAUCUCAUUCAAAAUGCUUACAGCCAGAGCUCAGAAGCUUGCAAAUUAACUCAAGAGCAGAGUGCUGGAGUCAGGCUACCUGAGGCCAGUCUCAACUCUACUUUUCCAAGUGUGAGACCAUGAAAAAUUAUAUAACCCAUCUAAGUCUGUUUCCAUGUUUGUAAAAAUGGGAAUGAGUAUAUCUAUUUCGUCAGAUCAUAGUGGAGGGUAAGUUAAGGUGAUGCUUCCAGGGGGCUCAGCAUGGUGCCUGGCACAGGGCAAACAUUUAAAGUUGUUAUUCUUAUCAUGAUUAUUAGUUGUUUUAAUAGUAUUUAGAUGGAGUCAUUACCAUCACAAGGGUUCAUGCAGAAUCGAAAACUAGAGGGAUUUAUUUAUAUACACAGCCACUUAUAAUGGUAUUCUUCCAAAUAAUUCCAGAAGAAUUGCAGGUCAUACUUUUAAGGCUCAGGGAGAUCAAAGGUCUUCUACAGAGGUCCCUCAUGCCAGCAUCAGAUUGGAUCCUGAAUCUAAAUUCAAGGGCACGACUCCCUGUCCCUUACUCCCAAGUGCCCAUACAGAAGAAGGGUUCAGAGCUGACUUGAUGUGGUCAUCUAAACUGGGUCUCCAGUGCACCUACAAGGUCACAUAGCCCCAUGCUGCAGUCCUAACGCUGGCGGCAUCAUCGAGGGAGAUGCAUUGGCAAGAGGCUCACUCUUCUCCAGGACAUCCUCUCCUCCAGCAGCAGACACGCUGCAGCACAUCUCAACAAAGCCCCACAAAUGUGGAUGGAUGUUCCUUUCUGGUUGUGGUUUUAAUCCACAUCUUCCCUUGUAGCUCUGUCUUCUCCCUCCCCACCCCCAUCUUUUACCUCUCAGCCUCUCCUUUGUCGUCACACCCCACCCAGUUCUCUCCUGCCCACUUUAAGCAGCUUUCAAAGUGGAAGACACAGCCUCCUUGCUCCAUCCCUCUCACUGGGGAUAGGCCCCCUGCCCAAUCCGAUGCCAAAGUUGAGAGAUUACAUAUUUAUACAUAUAGAUCAAGAUCCAGCUCCUGCCUCUUUCCUACCUCUCCCUCUCCCCCCCUUCCUCUCUCCCCUUCCCUGCCUUGGCUGUGUCUUCACCCACAUGAAACUCCUGUUCCUGCCUGUCUCAUUCUCUGCCAUUCUCAUUUUCUCUCUUUUGUGCAAAACUUCUCUUGCACAGAGUAAGCUCCCCCUAAAUGUUGGAGGUAGGGGGGAGGUCUAAGAGAGAUGGUAGAAUUAAAAUGGAGGAAGAGGAGUACCUUUUUCUGUUUCUUUUUUCAAUAUAGAAGGUAAGAUUUAGAGACAGAGAAAGUGAUAGUUUUAAUGCAAGGAGAGGUCAUAGCGGUUUUGAGCCAAAAGCUUCCAAGCUCUGCUCCAGGACAAUGGGGUGUCUCUAGACACAGCAAUCAAGAGGGCCUGGUGAGAAAUGAACUCUGCUGCCAAGCCAACUAAAUUUAAAUCGUGCCCAUGGAAGAACUUGCCCUCAGUUGAAAAGGGCAUCGAUGAGAGGGUGAGUCUAGGUCAAGAAGAAGCAAGGCACAAGAAAAGCAUCAGCCUACCUGCGCACAUCUUCGCUCUCAGGGUAGGGGUGGGGAGCCGAGAGAAGGGAAGGAACCAACCUGAUGGACACUAGGAUGUGCACUUUUCACGUUACCUGCGCAAGUUUUCACAACCGCCCGGUCAGGACAGCAUUGUGGAGCUGUGUGAUCUUGUAGGCACCCUGGAGAGACCCAGGCUUGGAAGACCACACUCUGAACCCUGCGUAUAAGCACUCGGAAGCGAGUGCGAUGGAGUUCCCAGAUGAGAAGACAGACUGCUAAGUAACUUAACCGGAGUUGCACGGGUUGUGUAGGGGGAGCCAGGACUGACCCUGGGUCUGUGUGAGCCCAUAGCCCAUGUUCUUCUACUGCCUUAGGAAAGAAAUCUCAUCUGGUUAGACUCAUUUGCUGUUGGUACCAACCGAGCCCUGUGACAUGGGCACGCACCCUCCAUCUUUCCUGCCUCUCUGUGGCUAACCUCUUGAAAGCAACAGGCUGAGACCAAAAGGAGAGAAAGACAGGGUAAAGUGAGUGUGGAAGAGGACAGGCUGGUGGCAGGGAUUUCAGAGAGAAAAAAAAGAGAAAAGAAAAGUUUCCAAAAAUGGGUUUCAGAGAAAGAGAACAGGUGGGACAAUUGGAAAAGUGAAAGGCAAAAAUGUCUGGAGAGCUCCAAGGUGGAAAUCACUGUAUGCAAAUUAUAAGCAAAUGUGCCAGUGCCCUCUGGCCAGUUUUGCUGGGAAAGACUUUGCCCUGUCAUUGGGUUUGGGGAAAGAAAAGAAAAAAAAAAAAAAGAAGGGAGAAAGAGUUUUGUUUUUGUUUAAAGGAGGGGAGCCUGAAGAAGAAAGGCAGUCUGAGCCCUGGCAGGGCUGUCCUCUCCUGGGUGAUGCUCUCUCCGUGACCACUAGGGAGCAGUCGUGUCGCUUUUCUGCUCAGGCUCCUCAGGAGUUGGGAGGAGGCUCCAGCCUAGGGGAGCCCUGGUCUUGCUGGGGCUCCUGCUCCAGAGGGAGCACCCAUGGCCAGCUCUGCCUCCAGUUCUACUGGCCAACCUGAGCCCACGCCCUGGCACCUCCUCGGUGAAAGGCACAUUCUUUCUUCCCUCGGGCCUCACUUUCCUCUGUCCUUCUUUUGCCCUUGUCCCUCUGGCUCCUGUGAUUCUUGGGUUCUUAAACGGUCUCACUUGUUCUGAGACUUGUGUGUUCUGUCUUGUGUGCUCUCAGAGCCUGCUUUUGCAGCUUUCCACUGCACAUCCAGCCCUUUCUGUCCUUCUCAUAACAUCUUAGUAUCUCUCUGGGUCCUGCUGUAUAUCCUGAAGCCUCCUGGUUCCCUGGCUUCUUCCUGUUCUAAGUAUGGUGUAUCUGCCCCUUGAAUAGGGAGCCCAUAUCAAGAACAAGGAAGUUUUGAAAUCCCCUAGUGGCUCAGCGGGUUAAGGAUCCAGUGUUGUCACUGCUGUGGCUCAGAUUGCGGCUGUGGUGUGGGUCUGAUCCCUGGUUCAGGAAUUUCUGGCAUGAAUGGCCAAAAAAAAGAACUAGGGAUUCUUGUCCAACUAUUUACAGGGUGCCUUUCUGCCCAUUUCUCGAAGAAUACUGCAGUUCAGGGGUUAUGUUGUUGGGGCAGCAAGGCCCUAGCUGAACUUUUCUUUUUCUUUUUUUUUAAUGAUUUUCAUUUUUUCCAUUAUAGCUGGUUUAAAGUGUUCUGUCAAUUUCUUUCUUUCCUCUUUUUUUUUUUUAAUGGUUGAACCCAUAGUAUAUGGAAGGUCCCAGGCCAAGUACUGAAUCCAAGCUGCAGCUGCAGCAUCACCGGAUCCUUUAACUCACGGUGUCAGGCCAGGGAUCGAACCUAAACCUCCUCAGCGACCUGAGCCGCUGCAGUCAGAUUGAAGAACCCCCACUAGCUGAACUUUGAAAGCAGCCAUGCCAUCCUUUCCCUCUCACCUUGAGGAAUAACCAGGGACCUGGGUCUGGACAGAGGAAGAGAGCAAUACCACCCCCCCCACCCCCGCUCCGCCCCAUCUCCCUGUUUGCUCAGAGCUAGCUCUCUCUGGCUUCCCCUUUCUCCUCACCCUGGGUGGGAAGGAAGCAUUAGGGAGGGAGAUGGACUGAAGGGGCAGGAAGGGAGCUCCAGAGACAGAAGGCCAUUUUGGAGCUGGAAGAUCCAUCCUAGGGUGGCUACCCCCUCAGAACUCUCCACCCUCCCCGGCUCCAGGCCUGCCUCCUCCCAUCCCCCUCAGUGGCAGCCGCCUUGUAAUUUAAAGCUCUCUCUGUCGCCUCUAAUGUGAUCCUCUCGUUUUAUUGACUCUCUCUGCCGUCUGUGGCGCCCCUUCACAUCAAUCUCCGCUCUAAUCACACCGCCGCCACUGCCUGCUCUGUCUCCCCUAACCCCUCUCCUCCAGGGCCCCCGGCCCUGCCUCUAGCCAGGUCAUUCCUUGUGACUGUCCCUCCACCUCAUCAGCCCUCCUCCUCCGUCCCUCGGCGGCGCCACACGCCGGAAGGUCAGGGCCCUUGAGGGCUCACCUUCUCCCUUUUCCCACUUCUAAGAUGUGCCCUGAGGGAGAGAUGUCCUUAAGGAAAGCCCGGAGCUAAAGGAGGAAUGGCAGAAGUCUGGGGGAGGACGGGACUCUGGACCUGGAGGUGGUGGGGUGACUUUUAGGUCAUUUGGUUCUGCAUCGUCUCUAGAAAGACAUGAAAACUGAGGUCAAGGUAGGAAGGGCAAAGAUUCAGAGAGGGACGGAAGAUAAGCUUAGGUGGAGGAAAAUGGAAGGAGGGGCAAAAGUGAAAAAAUAAUUGCUGCGGUUAAAGGUUUGUAAUAAAUAGUGGGUGAUGGGAGCAGCACGGAGCAGAAGGGGGAGGGGAGUUGGUGGCGGUGGGGGGGGGGCAGAUCUUCGCCGAGGCUGAGAUAAAUUUGCAAUUGAAAUUCUUUCCUGUAGAGGAGGGGGGCGAUGGGGAAGAGAUUUGCAAUUUUAAACAGCUGCAGACCUACCCUCCCUGCGCCCCUCCAGGUCUCACCCAUUGGCUAGCCCAAAGCUAAGCUCCUUUGGUUUCCAGCUAGGAAUCAGCUGUGUCUUUUCCCAGUCCUCGGAAGCAAACGCUUUGGAGGGGGGAUUUGCGGCUUAGGUCUUCCCAGCCCUUCUCUGAAGUUUGAUCUGGAGUUGUGAGUCGGGAGCCGGGGAGAAGGUGCUGGUGGAUGUGAGGUGGGCCUGCGGGGAGAGAGCACCCACCCCACGGGUUCAGCCCUCAGUGUCAGGGCCCAGGAAAGGCCGCUUUCACCCAGUCUCGGCUCUUCCUACCAGGUGAGCCCCAUCAUGGGGGUGACAGUAGAAUGUCAGACCCUCACAGUCCAGAGCACUUAUCCUCCCCAGGGUUCUGUAGGAGGAAUACCUUUAUCCCAUGACUUCAGGGCUUCCGCUUUCGGGUUUCCUCACCCCCCUCUAAUUCCUUUACUUCCCUGUUAGUUCUCUCAACAACCCCCGGCCCCACCCCGCCCCCCUUUGCCCAGGUGCUGAUUUGCAUCCUCAUUAGCAUGAGGGCCCAGCCCCUCGGGCUGCUCCUUAAUGGCUCCUACUUGGACUUCACGCCUGGCUGCCCCCUCCCCACGAGGAGGAGGGAGUGGAAUUGGAGGCCUGCAGGCUGAGUGGGGCCAGACCAAGGAACCCAUUCCAAAUCCAGGCAUCUGAAGGCGCGGGUUCGAGGUAGCUCAAGCAGGAAGAGGCCACACCACUUCUGGAAGCACUCAGGCCCGAGUGCUAAAGGUUUACAUCACUGGGUAUCUGCGAUAGUAAGAACUGAAGAGGAGGUAGGCUACCUGGGGCACUGGCAGAAGUGUGGGAUGGUGAGGCAGGGGGAAGUGGUGAGUUUGAGGUGGGGCACCAAGAUUAAAAAGUUGGGAAUGGCAUGGGAGGCUUCGUAAUUCUAGUCAGCUGGAGGGAGUUCUGGGAUCCUGAUUUCUGGAUUUUGGAGGUUCAUGUGGCCUGGACUGUGACUAAGGGGCAGUCCAGGUGGAUGGAGGUGCCCAGGCCACAGCUUUGGGGUCCAGCUCUGUGCCUCCUAAGUCCUUUUCUCCUUUCACUACCUUGGAGCUGUGUGACCAUCAGCAGCUCAUUCGGCCUGUUUCUACCUCACCCAUCAGAUAAGCUGCUUGUGAGAUUAAAUGAGAUAAUUGAUUAAAGCAUUUAACACAAUGCCAGGACCAUGGUAUAUGUACCUUAAUAGCUAUUAGUAAUAUUAUUACACUUUUUUUUUUUUUUUUUAAUCUCUGGGGAGGAGGAGGCGGCUAAUCUCAUACAAGCUGUUGUCUUUCAACUGGCCAGGAGGCUCCCACCUGUAACCAGAGAUGGAUCUGGAAGGCAUCUGAGAGUAGCAUGGUGCCUGCAAGCCAAAGGAAAUUCACUACGGCCUCUCUGGCAAGAAGACCUGAUUUAGGGAAAUUACCUCUCCAGGGUGUGGAAAAUGGUCCUGGCUGUCACGCUGAAAUGAACCCCCAGCUCUCCUCCGUCUGCCAUGGCCACCCUUAACUCAUCCUCUACUGCUUGCGCCACCCCCUCCCCUGGGCACGAUGCCCUGUCCCCGCCUCUGGACGCCUCCCCCCCCAGCACCCCCUCUGAUCCUGUCACCAAAGAUCCCCCUGCUGCCCCCUCCACCUCUGAGAGCAUGAGGUCCUCAGAGCCAGGGGGGCAGCCCCUGGAGUCAGGCUGUGGCCUCAUCCCACCAAAGGAGAUAGGGGAGCCCCAAGAAGAGCCUGGCUGUGGUGGCUUCCUGCCAAAGGACCUGGGGGUGGAAGAGGACAGGGAGCAGGAGGAGGAAGGAGGAGGACUCCCUCCUGUGGACCUAAGCGACCACUUAUUCUUCACAGCUGGUGGUGAGGCCUGCCUAGUGGCCAGGCUGUCCCUGCCGGGGGGCAGUGAACUCCCAUUACCAAAGGGCUUCCCCUGGGGUGAGGCAGGUGUCAAGGAAGAGCCCAGCCUGCCCCUCCGUGCCCACCCACCCCCUGCACACCUCACUGCCCUUCACAUCCAACAUGGCUUUGACCCAAUCCAAGGCUUUAGCUCUUCUGACCAAAUUCUGUCCCACGAUACCUCAGUGCCAUCUCCGGCCACCUGUGAGGGAAGGGAUGGAGCCUUCUGGAGCUACCAGCUGGCUCCAAACCCACCCGGAGAUCCCAAAGAUGGCCCCAUGGGGAGCAGGGGAGGAGACCCCAGGGCACGCUUCUGGCUCUGCCUCCUGUGCCGCCUGGGUUUCGGCAGCCCCCAGGCCUUUGUGGGUCACACAGAGUCUCAUGGGGUAAAGCUAACCGCUGCUCAACACCAGGGCCUGCUGGGCAACCCAGCCAUGCUCUGGGAGGGGGGCGAGGGUUGCAUGGCCCUCCUAAGCUUUCUGGAACCAAAAGCACCUGCUCGCUCCCUUGACAACAGCAGCACCGUGAACAUGGAGGCCAGUGCAGCCCAGACUGAGGAUGGCCCCCCUGCGGCCGAAGCCCUGGCCCCCGUCCUGCCCGUGGAAGAAGUCAUGGCUCUCAGCCCACCCUCCCCCUCAACCACCCCAGCCACCUGGAACCCCAGCCCAACCCAAGCCAAAGAAUUGCCAAUGGCGGCCGGCGAGGCGGGGGCAGAUUGGUUCCCCGAGGGGCACGAAGAGGAUGGAGGGCUCUGCACCCCACUCAACCAAAGCUCACCCACCUCCAAGGAGGGGGGCACUCUCCCUGCCCCAGGGGGCUCCCCCGAAGACCCCAGCGACCCGCCCCAGCCCUACCGCUUAGCGGACGACUACACCCCAGUCCCUGCAGCCUUCCAAGGCCUCAGCCUGUCCAGCCACAUGUCGCUGCUGCACUCGCGCAACUCCUGCAAGACUCUCAAGUGUCCCAAGUGCAACUGGCAUUACAAGUACCAGCAGACCCUGGAUGUUCAUAUGCGGGAGAAGCACCCCGAGAGCAACAGUCACUGUAGCUACUGCAGUGCCGGGGGCGCCCACCCCCGCCUAGCCCGGGGGGAGAGCUACAACUGCGGCUACAAGCCCUACCGCUGCGAUGUCUGCAACUAUUCCACUACCACCAAGGGCAACCUCAGCAUCCAUAUGCAGUCCGACAAGCACCUGGCCAACCUACAGGGCUUCCAGGCAGGGCCUGGGGGGCAGGGGAGCCCCCCAGAGGCAGCGCUCCCACCCUCCACAGGGGACAAGGAGCCCAAGGCCAAAUCGAGCUGGCAGUGCAAGGUGUGCAGCUACGAGACCAACAUCUCCCGCAACCUGCGCAUCCACAUGACCUCUGAGAAGCACAUGCAGAAUGUGCUCAUGCUGCACCAGGGGCUGCCGCUGGGCCUGCCGCCGGGGCUGGUGGCGCCGGGUGCCCCUACCCCAGCAGGGGCUGCCCCCACCACCCCCCCUGAACUCUUCCAGUACUUCGGAUCCCAGGCUCUAGGGCAGCCUCAGGCUCCCUUGCCCGGCCCUGGGCUGAGGCCAGAUAAGCCCCUGGAAGCCCAGCUGCUUCUCAAUGGCUUCCAUCACCUCGGAGCACCUGCCCGCAAGUUCCCCACACCUGCCCCUGGCAGCCCCUCCCCGGAUGCCCACCUGCCUCAAAGUCAGCUCCUGGGCUCCUUGUCCGACGGGCUGCCCACCUCGCCGCCCCCAGAUGACAACCCAUCCCUGAAGGUGUUCCGCUGCCUCGUGUGCCAGGCCUUCAGCACGGACAGCCUGGAGCUGCUGCUCUACCACUGCAGUGUGGGCAGGAGCCUCCCGGAGGCCGAGUGGAAGGAGGUGGCCGGUGACACCCACCGCUGCAAGCUCUGCUGCUAUGGCACCCAGCUCAAGGCCAACUUCCAACUCCACCUCAAGACCGACAAACAUGCUCAGAAGUACCAGCUGGCGGCCCACCUGAGGGAGGGGGGUGGGGUCACGGGCACCCCCUCCCCAGUGCCCCUGGGAGAUGGGGCUCCUUAUGGGUCUGUCCCCCCACUGCACCUGCGCUGCAACAUCUGUGACUUUGAGUCCAACAGCAAGGAGAAGAUGCAGCUGCACGCCCGGGGUGCAGCCCAUGAAGAAAACAGCCAGAUCUAUAAGUUUCUGCUGGAGAUGGAGGGGGCGGUGGCGGGGGUGGAGCUGGGGCUGUUCCGCUGUCUGCUGUGCGCCUGGGAGACGCCCUCCCGCCUGGCUGUGCUGCAGCACCUGCGCGCACCUGCCCACCGUGACGCCCAAGCCCAGCGGCGCCUGCAGCUGCUACAGAGCGGCCCGGCGGCCGACGAGGGGCUCUCAGCUCUUCAGAGCAUCCUGAGCUUCAGCCAUGGGCAGCUCCGGACUCCCGGGAAGGCUCCUGUCACCCCCUUAGCUGAGCCACCAACCCCUGAGAAAGAUGCCCAGAAUAAGAUGGAACAAUUGGCUUCUGAAGAGGCAGAGAACAAAACUGGCCCUCCUGGAGACAGUGCCAACCAGACCACGGUCAGGACUGGGGUCUUCUGCUGCCCAUACUGCAGCUUCCUGAGCCCAGAGUCUGAGCAGGUGAGGGCUCACGCGCUCUCCCAGCACGCAGUGCAGCCCAAGUACCGGUGUCCGCUGUGCCAGGAGCAGCUGGUGGGCCGGCCCGCCCUGCACUUCCACCUCAGUCACCUCCACAAUGUGGUGCCCGAGUGCGUUGAGAGGCUGCUGCUCGUGGCCACAACUGUAGAAAUGACCUUGACGACCAAAGUGCUGCCUGGGCCCGCUCUAAGCCCUCUGGGGGAUGGCCCAGAGCCCCCUGCUCCAGGGCCAGAGCCUGAGCCCAGCAGAGACCAAGCAGCAGGCCUGCACCUGACCCUGGAAGCCAGUCCCGAUCCUCUUCCUGAGCCUCUGCCACCUUCAGCUGAGGCUCCAGACAAGCCCAUGGGAAGCCCUGACCAGGCCCCUUCUCCAGCCCCAUCUCCUGUCCCGAGGCCCGAGGCCCAAGCUGAUGAAGUGGCUCAUUCAGCCACGGCUGAGGAGGAAGAGGGGGCUGGCGGGGAGCCCCGCCCAGCAGAGCCAGCUCCGGCUGACUCUCGCCACCCUCUGACCUAUCGGAAGACCACCAACUUUGCCCUGGACAAGUUUCUUGACCCUGCCCGCCCCUAUAAGUGCACUGUGUGCAAGGAGUCCUUCACGCAAAAGAACAUCCUCCUGGUCCAUUAUAACUCCGUCUCCCACUUGCACAAGAUGAAGAAGGCUGCCAUUGACCCCUCCGCCCCUGCCCGGGGAGAAGCCGGCGCUGCGCCUGCCACCGCCGCCGCCACCACCGACAAGCCCUUUAAGUGCACGGUUUGCCGAGUCUCGUACAACCAGAGCUCCACCCUGGAGAUCCACAUGCGCUCCGUCCUGCACCAGACUCGCUCCAGGGGAGCCAAGACGGACGCCAAGGCCGAGGCGCCAGAGCGUGGCCCAGAAGAGCCCAAGGAAGGCGAGACUGAAGGGGAGGUGGGCACCGAGAAGAAAGGCCCCGACUCUGGUGGCUUCGUGUCAGGGUUGCCCUUCCUGUCUCCUCCCCCACCUCCCUUGGACCUGCACCGCUUCCCAGCCCCCCUCUUCACCCCACCUGUCCUGCCCCCCUUCCCUCUGGUGCCCGAAUCACUGCUAAAGCUCCAGCAGCAGCAGCUGCUCCUGCCCUUCUACCUCCAUGACCUCAAGGUCGGGCCCAAGCUGACCCUGGCUGGGCCUGCCCCCCUGCUGUCCCUGCCAGCUGCUGCCCCUCCUCCCCCGCCCCCACCCCCUAAGGCUGAGCUGGUGGAGCGCGAGUGGGAGCGGCCCCCCCAGACUCAAGAGGGUAAUGAGGCAGGGCCCACCUCACCCCCCCACCCAACACCCAAUGAGGCAGCCCGCACUGCAGCCAAGGCCCUUCUGGAAAACUUUGGCUUUGAGCUGGUGAUCCAGUACAACGAAGGGAAGCAGGCUGUGCCCCCUCCCCCUACCCCGCCCCCACCAGAGGCCCCGGGGGGUGGGGACAAGCUGGCCUGUGGGGCCUGUGGGAAACUCUUCUCCAACAUGCUCAUCCUCAAGACCCACGAGGAGCACGUGCACCGCCGCUUCCUGCCCUUCGAAGCUCUGAGCCGUUAUGCUGCUCAGUUUCGAAAGAGCUAUGACAGCCUCUACCCGCCCCCUGCAGAGUCCCCCAAACCUCCUGAUGGGUCUCUGGACUCACCUGCUCCCCAGCUGGGCCCACCCUUCCUGGUCCCAGAGCCUGAGGCAGGGGGGGGCCGUCCCCCUGAAGAGCGAAGCCGGGCAGGAGGGCACUGGCCCCCAGAGGAGGAAGAAAGCUCCAGAGGGAAUCUUCCUCCCCUAGUGCAUGCAGGCCGCCGCUUCUCCAGAACCAAGUUCACUGAGUUCCAGACUCAAGCCCUGCAGUCUUUCUUUGAGACCAGUGCCUACCCCAAGGACGGAGAAGUGGAGCGGCUCGCAAGUCUCUUGGGCCUGGCUAGCCGUGUGGUGGUGGUGUGGUUCCAGAACGCCCGCCAGAAAGCUCGCAAAAAUGCCAGUGAGGGUGGGCCUGUGCCCAGCGGAGGUGGUGCUGGGAGUGCCUCUGGCUGCAGGCGCUGCCAUGCCACCUUCUCCUGCGUUUUUGACUUGGUGCGGCACCUCAAGAAAUGCUAUGACGACCAGCCUCCUGAAGAGGAGGAAGAAGAGACAGAGAGGGGGGAAGAGGAGGAAGACGUAGAGGAGGAAGACGCAGAGGAGGAACGGGGCCCAGAAGCCCCAGCAGGGCCUGAGGGCCCAUCACCAGAACCUCCAGACCGGGAAGAGCUGAGCCAAGCAGAGGCCAUAAAGCCAGGAGGCAAAGAGCCUGAAGGGAGGGCGCCCCCCUCGCCUUCCCCAGUCCAUGCCUGUGACCAGUGUGCCAUGUCUUUCCCCAGCCAGGACCUCCUGACCAGUCACCGCCGACUCCAUUUCCUGCCACCUGUGCAGCCCGGCGCUGCUCCCCACCUCUUAGACUUGCCCUUGCUGGUGUUUGGGGAGCGAAACCCACUGGUGGCAGGCACUCCGCCGGUGCCAGGGCCAGCCCUCAAACGGAAGCAUGAGGAUGGCAGCCUGUCGCCCACGGGCAGCGAAGCAGGGGGGGGCGGGGAGGGCGAGCCCCCCAGGGACAAACGCCUGCGCACCACCAUCCUGCCUGAGCAGCUGGAGAUCCUGUACCGCUGGUAUAUGCAGGACUCCAACCCCACUCGCAAGAUGCUUGACUGCAUCUCUGAGGAGGUGGGGCUCAAGAAGCGGGUGGUGCAGGUCUGGUUCCAGAACACCAGGGCCCGGGAGAGGAAGGGCCAGUUUCGAAGCACCCCCGGGGGAGUGCCCAAUCCAGCAGUCAAGACCCCCAUCACACCCAGCCCUGCACCCUUCCCCAAGUUCAACCUCUUGCUGGGCAAGGUUGAGGAUGGGGCUGGGAGGGAGGCCCCAAAGAGGGAAGCACCUGCUUUUCCCUGCUCCACAGUCACCCCUGCUGCCGGGCCCUUGCCUUUCUUGCCACCUGGGAAAGAGGCCACUACCCCAAUACCAGAACCACCUCUACCUCUCCCUCCUCCCCCUCCACCCAGUGAGGACGAGGGCCCGGAGGAACCAUCUAAAGCUUCUCCAGAGAGUGAAGCUUGCAGUCCGGCAGCAGGGGAUCUAAGUGAUUCGUCGGCUUCCAGCCUGGCGGAACCAGAGUCCCCUGGAGCUGGAGGGACCAGUGGGGGCCCAGGAGGUGGGGCCGGGGUCCCAGAUGGAAUGGGGCAGCGGCGCUACAGGACCCAGAUGAGUAGCCUGCAGCUGAAGAUCAUGAAAGCCUGCUAUGAAGCCUACCGCACCCCCACCAUGCAGGAGUGCGAGGUGCUGGGGGAAGAGAUUGGACUGCCCAAGAGAGUCAUCCAGGUCUGGUUCCAGAAUGCUCGCGCCAAGGAAAAAAAGGCCAAGCUGCAGGGGGCAGCAGUUGGCGGGGCUGGGGGCAGCAGUGAGGGUCCCUUGGGAACCCAGCGCACCGACUGCCCCUACUGUGAUAUCAAGUAUGAUUUCUAUGUCUCCUGCCGAGGCCACCUCUUUUCUCGACAGCACCUGGCCAAGCUCAAGGAGGCGGUCCGGGCCCAGCUGAAGAGUGAAAGCAAGUGCUAUGACCUGGCCCCGGCCCCGGCUCCCGAGGCCCCACCUGCCACCACACCUGCCUCUGUGCCCCUCGGGGCUGCCCCAGCUCUGCCUCGCCUGGCUCCGGUCCUCUUGUCUGGCCCAACUCUGGCCCAGCCCCCACUGGGCAGCUUAGCUCCUUUCAGUUCAGGCCCUGCAGCCCCCUCAGGCCUCCUCGGCCUUGCCACUUCGGUCCUGCCUGCUACCACAGUGGUCCAGACUGCCGGCCCAGGCUGUCCCUUACCUCAGAGACCUAUGCCCGACCAAACCAACACCUCCACAGCAGGCACCACCGACCCUGCCCCAGGCCCACCUACCGAACCCUCUGGGGACAAGGUCUCUGGUGAGCGAAAGCCAGCGGCAGCCCCCACCAACUCCUCCACUGAUGCCCUCAAGAACCUCAAAGCAUUGAAGGCCACUGUCCCAGCCCUGCUGGGGGGCCAGUUCCUGCCCUUCCCGUUGCCCCCGGCAGGGGGGGCCACACCGCCAGCUGUCUUUGGCCCUCAGUUACAGGGGGCCUACUUCCAACAGCUCUACGGCAUGAAGAAGGGGCUGUUUCCCAUGAACCCCGUGAUACCUCAGACCCUCAUCGGACUGCUCCCCAACGCCCUCCUCCAGCCACCGCCCCAGGCCCCGGAGCCCACAGCCACGGCGCCUGCGAAGCCGCCGGAACUGCCCGCUCCAGGGGAGGGGGAGGCCGGGGAGGCCGAUGAGCUGCUGACGGGCAGCACUGGCAUCUCCACCGUGGAUGUGACCCACCGCUACCUGUGCCGCCAGUGCAAGAUGGCGUUUGACGGGGAGGCCCUGGCCGCUGCUCACCAGAGAUCCUUCUGCUUCUUUGGGCGGGGCUCCGGGGGCCCCCUGCCCCCGCCACUGCGGGUGCCCAUCUGCACCUACCACUGCCUGGCGUGUGAGGUGCUGCUGAGUGGGCGUGAAGCCCUGGCCUCCCACCUGCGCUCCUCGGCCCACAGGCGCAAGGCGGCCCCGCCCCCAGGGGGUCCUCCCGGCACCGCCACCAACGCCGCCACUGCCGCCACGGCUGCUGUGGCUUUUGCCAAAGAGGAAGCAAGAUUACCUCACACGGACUCCAACCCAAAAACUACUACUACCUCUACACUUCUAGCUUUAUAAACAGAUAAACCAAGAUUCAGGGGGAAGAGGGGGCCUCAGGGCUUCUCCUACCCCAAGGGGUGUUUGGUGGGAGCUCGACCCUCACCCCGCCCACCUCACGGGAAUCUUUCCGUUCCCACCCUCAGUGGGCUCCAACACCCCGCCUCCAGCAGAGUCCUGCCUCCUCCCCCGCCCCACAGACACACCGGUCCUUUGCAAAUCCUUUCCCCGUGAUCUUCAUGGGCAUACAUAUCCAUCCUACCAUCUUGAUUAUCCAUUCACGUCCACCCUGCCCACCAGACACAAAAAUCUAUCCUUGGUUUCAUCUUCUGACAACUUCUUUCCUAUCGAAUUCCAGGCAUCCUUCCAACUCCUAUAAACAUGCAAAUACUUGUUAUCUCACGCUGUUCCACUGACUGAGAAAACACCAAAAAAGAGAAAAAAAAAAAAAAAGAAGAAAGGAAAAGGAAACCCAAGACAAAGAAGGGGGAAGGAAAAUAAACUUUGCCACCCCACCCCCCUUCUUCCUACCCCCUUGUCUAGAGCACCAUACCGCUCACAGACUCUUUACAAAUACCCAUUUGGCUCCUAAGGUUGGAGCCUGGGAUGGGCAGGGAGCCCACGAAACUCUAACCAAACUGGAGAUGGGUGGGGAGAAGUGCUCCCAGCUCCCUCCUCACUCCCCUCCCUCCUCACCCUCUCCUCGCCAGACAGGGGGACCCCUGUGGCUUGGACUCUAGGGGAAGCCGCCACCAGGAACCCCUCUGCCAAUCCCCACCCUGCACCCUGGGAACUGCAGUAACUUAUUUUCAAAGGCUUUAAACACAGAGAUCCUCUCAGCAGCCGUGGGCCUGCCCUUGUCCCAGCCCUGCCAUGUCGGGGUCCAGCCUCCGGGACCGGCGCUGCCCACCAAACGGCAAAUCCAAAGUUCUUUUAAAACUGAAACACACACACAACCAAAAAAAAAAAAAAAAAAAAAAAACGAAAGCGAGAGAGAGCGAGCAUGCACACACGUGCGGGAGAGAUGGAGAGACCAGAGGAAUGAACUAACAAAAAACAAACUUGGAAAAUACAGA